This is a messenger RNA of Capsicum annuum, 1178 nucleotides long. RefSeq lists its product as uncharacterized. The transcript is spliced from 5 exons. The record is from RefSeq and is a predicted model, not a curated record. The coding region runs from base 151 to 984 and encodes 277 amino acids. NCBI's taxonomy places the organism in Eukaryota, Viridiplantae, Streptophyta, Magnoliopsida, Solanales, Solanaceae.
AUAGUUUUUCUCUCCAACCACUUAAAUUUCUCUGGCAAUCACACCCUUCACUCAUUCCAAGGUUGAGAAUGCACCUCUAUUUUAUUUUAAAAAUCAAAAAUCCAAAAAACGGAAAUCUUAUUCUUAUCAAAAAACACCCACAACGAAGAAAUGGAAAUUGUGGGAACAACAACAAUGAACCUUUUAACUCAAGCUCCCGCAGGAGCAUUAUCCGCAACUCAUCGUUGUUCCCUCAAAUUCACUCAUCCUAUUCCUCCCCUUUUUACUCAUCGUCGGCCCAAUAACAUUACCUUCCCCAAACCACUCACUCUUACUAACGCCGGGCCCGGUGAGAAUCGGGAAAGUUCUACGGCUACUAGUACCAGUACUACUAGUGAUGGAUUUUCCGGGUCGGAUAAUGGGUCGGGUUCGUUGAGAUCGGAUGAGCCCAUUUCGUUUGUGGGUCAAGAUAGUGUGCCGCUAGAGGGUGUUAUUCAGUUUGAGAAACCUGAUUCCUCUUCGUUAAGUGAUAAGAUUAACAAAUGGGGUUGGGUGGCAUUGUUAGCUGGUGGAGAUGUUGCGGCUCUGUUAUUGUUUUCUGCAAUCGGAAGGUUUAGUCAUGGCUUUUCUGUUUUUGAUCCCGACACACUACGAACAGCUGAUCCUUUCGUUGCUGGUUGGUUUUUGAGUGCAUAUUUCCUUGGAGGAUUUGGGGAGGAUGGUAGAGGAAAGAAUGGUCUGUUUAAGGCUUUCAUUGCUGCUACCCAAUCAUGGUCAUUAGGUAUUCCGGUGGGUUUAGCUAUAAGGGCUGCCACUGUGGGUCAUAUACCCCCAAUCAACUUCAUAAUAGUUACAAUGGGGAGUACGGCCGUGUUACUAAUUGGAUGGAGGACACUCUUGUUCAGCAUUUUACCAAUGGACAAGCCAAAGAAGAAUGACAUUUACAAGAGCGGAGGCCCUUUUGAAUUUCUUGAGUUGCUGACAUCAUUGGUAAGAAGAUGGUGAUUGUGGUAGCAGUGCACUUGUUGACGUUUUAUUGUUGCUAACGGGAAAUUUUCCAGUAUGUACAUGUCAUUUCUCGGUAUAUGUUAGAUGUGAGGGACUUGAGCAAUGUAGUUUGUCUCAAUAACAAUGGAAGAAAAUACAGUUUCCAUCCAUUCCUCGUAAAUCUACAGGUUGCUUAAAUUGGUGCAUAAAAA